Strigops habroptila (Kakapo) is the source of this 2772-nucleotide messenger RNA. It is a transcript of the gene IMMP1L, whose product is annotated as inner mitochondrial membrane peptidase subunit 1. Gene Ontology annotation, molecular function: serine-type endopeptidase activity. The record is from RefSeq and is a predicted model, not a curated record. The coding region runs from base 2180 to 2680 and encodes 166 amino acids. The transcript has 7 exons. Lineage: Eukaryota; Metazoa; Chordata; Aves; Psittaciformes; Psittacidae. Gene Ontology annotation, cellular component: membrane; mitochondrial inner membrane peptidase complex.
GAGCAGUGGUUGAACUGAAAUGUAUAUAGGUGUGUUACAUUGAGCUAGAUGUAGUAACUUAUAUAGCACUGUGAAUAGUGAUGCAGUUACUGACCCAGCUCAGGAUGAUGCAAGUUCUGGCUUUCACAAUUAAUGACGUUGGUCACUGGCUUCACUAAAGUGUACAGUGCCCAGGUUUCACCGGGAGCAAGAUACUGCAGAGUCACAGGAACAUUCACAUGUAUUUGAUGGACUUCCAUCUAGUUUCAGGGCAUCCUGACCAUUCAUGGAGUGGGGGAUGAACCCAGAUGUGCUGCUGUAAAUAAUUCUGUAGAGCUGUGUAACUACACCUAUUCUGAGCACAGAGACACAAGUCUUGCUUGCUUUUCAAAAGAUAUGACUGUUAUAAGAAGUUGUUUAGAAUGGUAAGCUAAUUAUGUCAUUGAGAGGUAGAUGAAAAGAAGUAUUUGGAACUUUAAGUAUUGAAGAAUUAAAAUUUAGGCUAUAUGAAUUAUACAGUUAGGUAAAACACGAGCAAGCAUUAUAGUAAAAAACUCACUUUAAAUAUAAAAAAACAGAUCCACUAAUGGCUAGUUAAGAAAAUGUAUAUUGUUCCAAAUUCGGCGUAAUAUUGUGAUUAAAGCAGGAAACACUAUCUAUCUGGCUUUUUUGUAGCCAGGCUGUAUGUUAGCAAACUUCUGUUAUUCUUCUCAAUGGAUUCAGCUUCUUGUGUCUCCUACACUGAGCCUGCCAAUUCCAUACCAAAACUGCUGUGUUUGCUGAAAUCCAUUUUGGGGGCAUAUAUUGAGGAGUAGGGCUACCCACGCAAGUUAGCUCCCUUGUGCUUCAGUGUCUGAGAAUCAAGUUACUACCUACUCAAGCCAAGUUAUCUACUCGGUAAUGCAUUGAAUUUGUGUUGACUUAAGUUAGAUAUUGGUGCUGUGACAGUAGCUGGAAAAGAUUGUUUUAUUGUUGAAACCUUUUUAUUAUAUGAAUUUUGUAAGAAUGUGGAAAAUGUUUGGUAAUAGACAUAUAAAAGUAUCAGAAGAAGAUGCUUGAGUUGCUACCAUAUUUUUUUCCCCCCAGGUACUGUUUUGCAUUUUGUGUGAGAUUACAUGUGUAAGAUGAAUAAAAAGAAAUUAAUAUUUAAAGUUGUAGAAAAUGAAACAGAUUGAGGGAAACUGAAAUAUCAAAGUUACAGAAAUAACAAGACUUAACUGGUUACUGCAGAAUAACUUACGACGAGCCUGUCCCAUUUACAAUACAUAAUAGGUUUGAUUAACUCUUUGUGUUAAGAUCUUGUACUGUGUGAUUUCUGUGUUCAUAACUGAUACGGAGUACUCUUCAAUGAUGGCAUUCUAAUCUGAGACUAACACUGGGGGUAAGAUUAAGACAUUUGUGUUUCUUACUAAACAGUUUUAAGGAUGGUGUACAUAAAUAGGUUGGUUUGAUGUGGAGAGUUUUUGGUUUUCUGUUUGUGGUGGUUUUGGUGGGUUUCUUUUAUUUUACCAGCAAACAAUCAUCUCUGUACUGACAAAUAUUUUAAGUAAACAGCCUUUUUAUGUGUCAGUGCAUAGGGGAAUUAUUCACCCCUCUUCUAUUCACUGCUUUGAGUGGUAUUUCCAAAAAUAACUGCAUAUUUCUGGAAGGUGCCUCAGCACUGGGAAGUGCAGGGAACAUGUGAGCCAUGGACAACUUCAGCUUUUAAAGGGUCAUAGAUUGUAAGUGCCUCAUGUGAAAAUUGGACUUGUAACUCUUUGUCUUCAUUAAUUAAAAUUAAUUUUAAAUGUUUAAGUAUCUGUUAAAGUGAAUUUUUUGAAAUGUAAGAUAAAUGUGUAUAGCUCAGAAUAUCGUCAUUUGACCCUUGUCACACAGACAUAGUGUAUUUUUCUCAGUCACCAGGAAAGUGACUGUACUGUCUGUCAGACCUUUUGCUUUUGUCCUAACUUUGACAUUGUUACAGGAAACCAUUAAGUGACUAUUUCAGCAUCCCUCAGAGGCCCAGACUUGCUGUGUACGACCACGCCUCUGCUCAGCUAUUUGGAUUUUGCUGUUCAGCAAAGAUGAGUGUAUAGAGCUGCAGAGGACGAUAGAAGCCCUGGAAUGCAUCUGGCCAUUAAUACAUUUUAUACAGGGUUGUGGGAUUGUUAGGAGUUCCUUCCCAAAGACCAGAACCAGCUGAACGACGUAACACUAUACCAUGCUUCGAAAUGUCCUAGGAAAAACUUUUCGGUUUCUUGGGUAUACUGUGCAAUAUGGCUGCAUAGCACAUUGUGCCUUUGAGUACCUUGGAGGAAUUGUUGUGUGUUCUGGACCUUCAAUGGAACCAACCAUUCAAAAUUGUGAUAUUGUCUUUUCGGAGAACCUUAGCCGCCACUUUUAUUGCAUUCGAAAAGGAGAUAUUGUAAUUGUGAAAAGCCCAAAUGAUCCCAAAUCAAAUAUCUGUAAAAGAGUAAUUGGCUUGGAAGGGGAUAAAGUCUGCACAAGCAACCCUUCAGAUUUCCUUAAGAGUCACAGCUAUGUGCCUAAAGGACAUGUUUGGUUAGAAGGUGAUAAUCUCAGGAAUUCUACUGAUUCCAGAUGCUAUGGACCUGUUCCUUAUGGACUGAUAAGAGGACGCAUUUGUUUUAAGAUAUGGCCUCUGAAUGACUUUGGAUUUCUACGUGCAAGUCCCAAUGGCCAUAGAUUUCUGGAUGAUUAAAAGAUUUAAGUGACUACUGCCAGAUUUCAUAGUAUUUUCUACUAAAAUUAAUGGAACUAUUUUUGUUUAGAAUAAACACAAGUAUGACUUGA